Lethenteron reissneri (Far Eastern brook lamprey) is the source of this 7941-nucleotide messenger RNA. RefSeq names its product cilia and flagella associated protein 221 (gene CFAP221). NCBI's taxonomy places the organism in Eukaryota, Metazoa, Chordata, Hyperoartia, Petromyzontiformes, Petromyzontidae. Gene Ontology annotation, biological process: motile cilium assembly; cilium movement. Gene Ontology annotation, cellular component: 9+2 motile cilium. The record is from RefSeq and is a predicted model, not a curated record.
UUUCCAUGGAGACAAGCGGCACUGAAGACGCGGCGGAAACCGCAGCAACAAUCACUCGACUACAGCAACAACUACAGCAGCAACAUCUACUAUAGAAACAACUACAGCAGCAACAACUACAGCAGCAACAACUACAGCAGCAACAACUACAGCAACAUCUACUACAGCAACAUCUAAUACAGCAACUACAGCAGCAACUACUACGAUAGCAGCAACAUCUACAGCAGCAACAACUACAGCAGCAACAACUACAGCAGCAACAACUACAGCAGCAACAACUACAGCAGCAACAACUACAGCAGCAACAUCUACUACAGCAACUACAGCAGCAACAUCUACUACAACAACUACAGCACCAUCUACUACAGAAACUACAGCAGCAACAUCUACAGCAACAUCUACAGCAACAUCUACUACAGCAACAUCUACUAUAGCAACCACUACGAUAGCAGCAACAUCUACUACUGCAACUACUACUACAGCAACUACUACAGCAGCAACCACUACGAUAGCAACAACAUCUACUACAGCAACUACAGCAGCAACAUCUACAGCAACAUCUACUACAGCAAUAUAUACUAUAGCAACCACUACGAUAGCAGCAACAUCUACUACAGUAACUACUACUGCAACUACUACUACAGCAACUACUACUAUAGCAACAACUACUACAGCAACUACUACUAUAACAACAUCUACUACAGCAAUAUAUACUACUACCGCAGCAACAACUACUACUACAGCAACUACUACUAUAGCAACAUCUACUACAGCGAUAUAUACUACUACAGCAGCAACAACUACUACUACAGCAACUACUACAGCAGCAACAUCUACUACUACAGCAGCAACUAUAAUUACAACAGCAGCAACUACAGCAACUGCAACAUCAGUGACAGCACUAUCAAGAGCGUCAACACAACGUACACAGUGCAGCCGCACAAUGCAGGCCGUGGCCAGGCCCUACUCCUCGGGGGAGCUGAGCAGGUGGAGGCCAGCACUCCAACCCCAGGAUCACUCAGACCCCGCAAGGCCUUCUGCUCCCAGGACCGCAAGCCCAAGCCUCGGAGGACCCCGUAGGCUGGUGCCCAACCACUUGCUCCAAACAAGAACCUUCAGGAACAUUGUCAAGAACCAAGUGGUCGAGGCCAAGCCUGGGAUCCUACAUUUCGGAGGCUACGAGCUGGGGAAACGGCAUGCACAGGACGUGAAACUCAUCAACAUUUCAGCGGAGUGCAUCAACAUGCAUAUUAUUCCUCCGCAAAGCAAACACUUUCAAGUGAAGUACUCCAAAAAGGGUGCACUGGUGCCCGGGCUGUCAUUACGCGUGUGUGUCGAGUUCUGUCCAGACGAGUGGCGCUACUACUACGACUGUAUCCGCGUCCACUGCCAGGGUGACGAGACGCUCCUGGUCCCCAUCCACGGCUACCCGGUCGUCAACGUUCCUGACCUCCCCUCCUUCCUCAAUAUCCCAGACACCGCCCUCGGAGAGAGCCGUGAAGUUGCCAUUCCCCUGCGCUGCAGCUGCCCCAUCGAUUUUGAGUUCCAGGUGUCCAUCACGCAGCCCAACCCGGCGAUCACGGUCACGCCCAGCUCAGGGUUGAUCCCGGCCCACGGGGAGACGCGCUUGGCGGUGCGGUUCUCCCCGCGCGAGUUCUGCACGGCCCGCGCCACGCUCUCACUGCUCGUGUCGCAGUUCAACGCCAAGCCGCUCGAGUGCACCGUGACAGGGACGAGCACGCCCGGAACGCACGCGCGUCGUGUGCGGGCAGCCAAGGAGGAUCGGAGCAGCAAAGCUAUUCCCAGCCCAACCGCUUCCCAGGGUCCACAGGCACGGAGAACUCGCCGCCUCGGUCAACUCUCCUCCCAGCCCAGCGGAGCGGUGAGUGGGAUGGUUGCAGGAGGAGCGAGUCUGGGCGUGCCGCCGCGCCUGGACACCGUGUUCGCUGUGAGUCGCAUCCUUUGUGAGAAGCCCGACCGAUCCCAUGCAAGAGAUCUCCGAGAUGCGGAGCGAGGAGGAGGAGGCAGAGGAGGAGGCGGGCAGGGGUCUCGGCAUGCGGCCGAAGCGCUCUUCCUGCAGAAAGUAGCGAGAUUCACCAAGGAGGAGCGAGCCAACAUGCUGCGCUGGCAGGUUCACCUGGGCAGCGAGCCGCUGUCAUCUCGGGAGAAAUGGGAACUCGUGGAGGCAUGGCGAGUGGCGGUGCUGGAGUACCAGCGGAGCCGAGGGGAGCAUGUCGGUGUGCUCGCGCAACCAGGCGUCGAGACGGUGUUGACCUCGCACCGUUCCUGCCGCCUCAUCUCGCAGGAGCUGCCUGUUCCACCCGGCAUGGAUGUCCUCGCGAACGACCCUUGGCUUCUCCGCCAGCGCGCGCUGGGGCGGCUGCAACAAGCGGCCCGCAAGGUGAUAGUGAGAGCAAGGCUCAUGACACGACUGGCCCGCCUCAAGGCCCUGCCUGCUCAAGAAGACCGCGUUCAACCGCACACAGGGCACGUGUCGGCGGAGAGGGAAGCGACGUGGAGUGGAGAUGAGUCAGAGGAAGAAGAGGAGAGGCUUUUGAAAAUCUCCAUAGAGAGGAUCCUUCCAGUGUCAUUCAAGCCCGUGGCAGUGGGCAGGCUUUUUGAGGACAAUGCUUCUCGACCCUCACAGCCACAACUCCUCGAGCCAACGGAGGUGCGGAUUCCCAUCGAGGUGCCGUACCUACCCCUGAAGCAGGUGAACCUGGACUCGCAGCAGCUGGGCAGGUACCGUCCCGUGUCGGUGCACGAUGCGUUCCUCACCUACAGCCGCUCGGCCCUCCCGAUCGGGCCCCGCAGCCUGCCACCCAGGCCCCAGGAGGAGCAGCAGCAGCAGCUGAGUGGGUACCCGGCUGUCGGUGCUCUGGGGAAGUCGGAACAGGCGGAGCGAGGACGUGAGACGACCCAAGACCCUGAUGGCGGUCCCAAGCUGAUGUCACCACCCGCCGCACUGCUCCUCACCCCCCCACACCCCUCGCCGCUUCUCUUCAGCGCAGUGCCCAGCCUUCAGGCCCGUGUCUCAAUGCUGCCUUACGUGGACGUCCAUCUUGACUCCACGCUUCCCAGUGGCGGGGUGACAUGGGGCCCAGGGGCUGUUGCGAGGAGGCCCCGGACCCAACGCAGGGCCUUCGCAAGCAGGGACGCAGGGAGGGGUGCGAUGGAGUGGCAGAGGUUCCUGCCGCCGGGCCUCCUCUUCUUCACCUCUUCUUCACAGGCCAACUCCACCACGCCCAGCUGGACGAUGUUCGCGGGCGCACCGACGAUGCUACUGGGCGAAGCGCUGGUGCUCCAGCGAGCUCUGUCGCCCGAGGACCAGGAGAGCAUUGGAGGGGGCGCCCCAGGGAUAGCGCUCACUCCCAGCAUGGUGGCAGCAACGUUCGUGCUGCCGGACAGCGGCUCGGGCCCACGGGUGUGACGGGUGAAUCGAUGCUCACGCGCUCCUCCUGCCCUGACCGUAACCCUUCGCCUCCGUUACCUGCAUGUGCCCAGACGCUGGGUUGGACCCACGUCCAACGUUUACGCAGAAUGUUCUCCGUUAGUUUUGAGUAGUGUUACACCCUGCACCCCUGCAACCAAUUGGCCAAAAAUGCACCCCAUCUCAUCAGGUAUCAGAUGUACUUGUAUUGGUGACCACCAUGCAUUGCAGGUUGUCAUAGGCUGCUCGCACUGCUAUGCUCCCCAUCUUCACCAACCCACACUGGCCAGCGUGGUGAAGUAUGGUGAAAUAUCCUUCAAGAUCCACUCGGCCUUGGCAGGCCCUCAAUCCAGCAGUGGAUUGGCAGAGGGUUGUACAUUUGCAACAUCCUGCACACGCUGUUUUCUUGCUACUGCAACCCAGGCGAAUGUUGGUCUGGCUAAUUAUCACCAGGCUUACCACCACACUACACCCACUUAUUAUACACCCACUUAAUGAUAAUCAUCACGAAUGAAUGUAUUCAUCCAGGAAAGCCUCACUGCAUUUCUGCAUUCUUUAUCAGGGGAGUCUUUCUUCGGUACGUUUCCUUGUAGCCUUCAAAUGUAAUGCUUUGCAAGUGAAAGAAAAUAUCGAGCACAAGGACAAAGAAAUCACCACGCACAAGGGGGAAUAACAUUCAAAGAUUAGCACAAAUGGUUCCACGAACCCACUAACCACUUCACUGCCUGGCGGAUUUGGCAAGGAUACCGUGCAGGAGAAUUUGCGAAUAAAGGGCUUGGUAGCCUCCUAUAGUUGGGGUAAUGCUGCGCCACUGCACUACAUCAUACAAGUUUGAGGCACAUAUGGAGUUUUUAUUUUUUAUCAUCAGAGAGACAUCCCAACACAUGCAGUAUGCAAUCUCUCCUAAACUUUUGAACUACACCCACAGCAGCUGCCACCAUUUUACAUUUCAACCUACGAUGGGUUUUUUUUUGCCUCUUGGCCAAAACUGGCUCCAGGGAAUAAUAAUUUGCACAGAGGUGCCUCAUUGAAAGAGGUGACAGCCAAUUCCCAAAAAUGCCUUUGUAUUUGAAGCCAGUGGACAUUCAUGUUUAAUAUUAACCGUUAGGAAAAGCAAGCAUCCACGGCAGGGACGCGUCGCGAGAAGGGACGAUGGUGCGUGGUCAGGGACUGGCGACGGAGUGGCAACCGAGGGAGGGAGCGGCCAUUCUGUUGGAGCAGCUCCUGUGCACCGAUAGACAUCGCUAAGCGCCAUGAGUGGGGCUGGGGACAGGGGGGCGUGGGGAGCGAUUUGUUUUUAUUGGGCCACCUCCGAGAUCCAAACCCUUGCACCGUGAGCGCCAGGCAUCGCGCGAACGCCAGGCCCUCCUCGCUGGAGUGCUGCGAGCACCGCUGUGAAGGAUGGGAUGAGAGCAGCCCGAGUGGUGCUGCAAGUGAAUGGCUGCUCUGAUUGAAUCCACGAGGCUCUUGGCGAUGUGGACGUUGUUGGUGUUUGUGGGUGGACCGAGGAGCACCUGCAAUUGCUGUGGGUAAUAGCCGAGCGAGCGUGCUGUGCCGAGCAUUAUAACUGUGCAUGCGUGUACGUUGCGCUGGACGUUAUAACCAGGUGAAGGUGCUCGAGGGUGUUAUGACUUGGUGUGUGUGUGUGCUGCGCUGGGCAAUGUAAACGGACAUUGGUUGGGUCAUGUGCAUCCUACUUCACAAGAGAGACCCCAUUCCCGGGCCACAUGACCCUCAGUGCCUGUGUCUUCAGCCUUUGUUGUCACCGGGAUUGAUUUUUUUGUGGAAUCAGGGCGCGCUUGUAAAACUGUGUUAGAUGCGCGAAUGCGCUCUUAUACUCGCUCUCAAAGAAUCGCUGCUCUCCCCAGAGUCUGUGCUCCCACUGGAUCAUCGCCGUCUUAUUCACCCAUCCCACAGCCUGGACGAUGAUUGCGGUGCAUCUACGCCACGCCUGCGCGUGCACUCAAAUUAAUCACAGUCGUGCUGGUUUGGCUCCAGACAUAUCUUUGAUUCCAGCAUCUGUAGUCUAUGGGCUCUGAGUGUCAUCGCUCAUGUGCGGUGGAAUGGAGAUUCGCACGAAAGGGGGCACUUUCCGUUGUGGUGGUGGCGGAAUCGUGCGGUGAUUGCCCGUGGCAUCUUGGGCAACAGACACAAAAUUGCGUGCAGUGCUGAAGCAUAAACCUAGUCGUGACCUCACCACACGUCCUUAAGCCUCCUUACACGCCCUCACCACCCCUCAAACCAUUGACCGCGUUCACACACCACUGCCCGAUUCGAUCAUUCACCAGCAGCGUUUCAUAUAUUUACCACGAAACGACCCCUGAGGUCGUCCACCGGCUCACUCGCCAACCUUCACAUGAACAUGCAAACGUAACCUGAUCAAGUCCCCACCAUAGAAAAGGAGACCACCGUUUCACCACACGGUCAUAUGCGUGACCUCGCCCACCACGUUGUCACGCUCAAGCCUGUGCGAAUGGCACCAGGGUGAAGCACUGAGUAACCGAGGUGCAAGAGGGAGCGCAGUUGAGUGGGCGGAGGGUCAAACCGCUUCCGGUUACGUGGCUGGGUGGAGGUCGUGUGGACGAAGGGGCUAAGGGAAUGCUGUUUGCACGCCAGCGACGUGGCCGGCUAAAAUGGGAUUGGUGCAGCGAGCGGAGAGGUUUGUUUUACCACAUUACGCUUCUCUUCACAUCACACGCCACCCCUCUGUGCUUGGGAUAUUCUCGUUUGCUUCAACAUGGGAUCUCCGAUUCUGGCCAAGAUCUACAAUAGUGCUCAGCUGCUACCGUUAUUGUUGGGCUUACACAAUCGUGUACAAGUGUGCAUGUGUGUGCUGGUGUAUAGGUGCCGUAGUGGUUUACACACUGCGCUACGAACCCGGCGAUUUGGGUUUGAUUCCAGGCCAGGGCUGACAAAUGUUGCAAGUGAUAACUUAAUAUGUCCUGGGCUUUGCCUAGGUUGUCUCCGCCUUAGGUAAUUAUAUGUUGAGGUGUAUAAACAUCAGCUCAGGGGAGAUAAAUGCGGCCAGGCAUGGUGCUAGUCACACCACUCUCUCGUGUGCUAUAGGUGCUCGCUAACAGCCCCAGCAGUCAAUACAGAGGGGUCUCUGUCUCUGUGCAUAUGGAGGAAGGUGUAUGCGGCUGCAUUUUCUCCAUGUUUGGCCAAUUUGUCGUAAUUUCCCCCAUUCACAUCUGCUGCCGUAUGCACACUGCGCUCCACUGGCCCCAUGUAGAUAACAGCGUCGCAUCCCCAAUUCAUCACGGGCUACUUCCAUAGCCUCGCUCGUGUGCACGCGCUACACAGCUCCCCCCUCCUCCCUGCGUUACACUCACUUCUCUCUCCACCCUCGAUCCGCCAUCUCCUCUCUCCCAACCUCCACUCCACCCAUCCAUUCUCUUCCCUCGUUCCUCUGCCACCUCUGUCCUCCAAUCCACUAAUUUCCUCAUACCCCACCCCUCCCUCCCGCCCUCUCCCCUCCUUUCCCACCUCCCCUGGGUAGGGUGAGAUUUGGUGGAGAGAAGCAUAAUGUGGAAAUAUGGAGUGUGACGAGACACACUAUAGGUAGUAUGACAUUGCUCAUCAUUUUUGUCAAUUUCUUCGCUAAAAAUUAAAUGCAUGAAUUCAUGGUUUUCAUAUAAUAUUUAUCAUCCAACAACAGAACCAAGCGCACUCUCGCACGCAGCCUCGCUCGCGUAUUAUCACGCGCGCGCGCGCAUACACACACGUGCGCGCAUACACACACGUGUUGCUCAGUGACAUAGUAACACCUUGUGCUCAAGGCACAGGGCUGCUUGAGCAUCUGAAGAGGAAGAGAGUGAAAAAUCAGAUAUCUGUCUGUCUCCCCGUCACCUGCCCUGCAGCCAACGGGCAGAGCACAUGCGGUCCAUAUCGCUUCCACAGAGUGCCUGAAGGGGAAAACGUGCAAACUGUUCCAUCAAUUAAAACUCCAUUUGUACGCUCAUAGGUACUCGCAUCAAAAGUCUCUAAUAAAUGGAUGAUUAACUACGCAUGAUGGUAGAACCAUCUAAGCGAAGCAACAAGGCAAACACGUCAAAACAAGACCAAACAGAACACAUGGGACAGCGCAGAUGGCUGUAUCAAAUGGGACGGAACAAAAGAAUGGAUUUUUCAAUUGAAUCGUGUCACCGAAUCACGACGAUUCAUUGAAUAGCCGAAGGCGAUAGUGAAUUGUUCAUUGCCUCUUAAUGUGAUCCCUCCCACAAUGCACAGACUGCAUAGCAUUACACCCACCGCCACAUCUCGCAGCUCGAAAAGACAGCACUAAGACAAGCCAUUGCAUCACACGGCGUCACACAGCAUCACACAGCGUGCCAAAACAACGCCGCUUGCAGCACACCGUCACACGUGAACGCACGGCAAUACGCACAGCAAGGUGAUAGCGUCAUGUGUUUAUUUUACAUCGCCACUUUUGACAAAUCGCAAAAUGUAAUUGUAAUUAAAUGUACUUACAAAUGUAUAGUAUGCUUAUUAAAUACACUCUGUGGACUAUC